CGCGGUGACUUCUCGUGAAAUCUCGCGAGGGCUGACUCAGACGAGAACACAGCACGGAAAACAUGACGUCUUGUCAACAGCACUAACAAGACAUGCCAUAGGGUCCCACCAAAUAGCCACCCAGCCAUCAGUGCCCACAUCCCACCGUCCCCAUGACAACCCCUCCUCUGGCCCAGUUCCCUGGGCAACAGGCUCAGGCAGCUCGGGAUGUGAACACAGCCUCGCUCUGUCGGAUCGGACAGGAGACGGUGCAGGACAUCGUCUUACGAACCAUGGAGAUCUUUCAGCUGCUGAGAAACAUGCAGCUGCCGAAUGGAGUCACCUAUCAUCCUAACACUCAUCAGGACCGGUUGGGGAAACUGCAGGAGCACUUGCGGAUGCUCUCCGUUCUUUUCCGCAAGCUCCGUCUCGUCUAUGACAAAUGCAAUGAAAAUUGUGCUGGCCUGGACCCCAUCCCUCCUGAGCAACUUAUCCCGUAUGUAGAGGAUGAGAGUUCUAAACUGGAUGACCGAAUGGCCAAUCAAAUGCGUGCAACCAGCGAAGAGAGAAGAGAAGUACUGGAAGUAAAUAAGAAACUCAAACAGAAGAACCAGCAGCUGAAGAUGAUUAUGGACCAACUCAGAAACCUCAUCUGGGAGAUCAACUCCAUGCUGGCUGUCAGGAGCUGAAACACACACACAUAUGCGUGUGCACAGUCAUACACUGUUGUACAUACACUGCCUGUAUUCGCUGCAUUCAUGAGCUGUUUUCAGCGGGACACGUAAGACAGAUGCAGGAAAGAGCAGCGAGGCACAAAAUUGAGAGAAGGUAGGAAGCGAAACGAGGACUGGACUGAAGAAAUUCUGCUACAUUCAUAACACACGGUUGAAAUACCAAUUCGGUUCAGCUGUCUUGGAUUCAAUUUUCAACCUGAUGAACAUUAGGUCUGAGCAGUCUGCUCAUUCACUCAGAUAUGCUUUAAAAUGAACCUUUUACGCAAGUAUACUCAUAUUUUGCAUGAGCGAUGGCUGCUAUUUACGGUUAAACUGUAUAGUAUAGUUAUAGUUCAAUCAUAACUUACAGAAAAAUAUUGUAUGAAACGUAUUGCAUAUUAGUGUGGUGUUAAUAUAUCUAUUAAGUAUAAACAUAUACCAAUGCUUGUCCAAUGUGACUUCUAUUUAAAAAAAAAAAAAAUCAAGAACAAAUGGUCUGAUUUUAAUAUUAGAUAUAAAAGCAUCCUAUUCAAAAAGAAAAUAAAUGCACAGCUGUCUACAGUAACUGCACAAUCAAUAGUGCUCAAUUCCAGCAUGUACGGUUCAAUAUACCUUACAUUAUUUGUAAUCCCUAAUCUGUAACCUCUAAUCGGAAAAAAAAACAUGCAAGUCAUGUCGUUAUAGCAUCAAAUAUGACUUUAUUCAUUUUCUUAUAAAUCAUUCAUACAAAAUUGGCAUUUUGCAAUUUCUUUAUCACCUCUAUAAAAAGUCCUCUGUUAAUUACUGGGAUGAAGGGUCAGGACAGGAGGGAGCAAAACAAACAGCUCUGAACAAAAAUAACCCAAAACAAAUCGGUAUUUACUCAUAAAUAGUCUAAAGUGGUCAUGCAAGUCUGGUUAACAGCCUAACGUGAGCAAUACAGUCGAGUGUUUAACAGAUGCUGUGAAACUUUAGUGUCCGCAGAUGACGCAACUUUAUUUGAAAGAUUUUGCUGCUUCUGUCCCAUGUGACAGCGGGGGUCACAAACUCAACUCAGUUGAAUCAAAAGGCACAAUCAGGGAGAGAUCAGUGAUGUUUUUGAGCAUGACUCCAUAUUGCUUAUUGCUAAUCACAGAACAUAAUGUAAGAUAAAUCAGAUGCUAAUUUGACCAGUUAGCCUCGAGACAGGAUGAUUUCGACAGAACGAAAAAGUAUAGAAACAAUGCAAGAAUCAGUUUGCUAACGACAACAUAAUACAAUUGCAUGAGUUUAAAUUUGCCAAGAUUCUUUGGUGAUCUUGCAAGUGUGUAGUGAUAGCAGCAGCAUUCAACAGGCCAAUUUCAAAUGAAUGGCUUUGUCACGUUAAGCUGGGUAAUUAAAAUAACAUUGGCGUCAAUGCAAACACCUAUCAGUGUGUCGUCUGCACACAUGCUGUGCACUGACAAGGGCCUUGGGCAGAUCUGGACAUAUCAUGAGCCCUGAUGACAGUGUUGGCAAGGGCAUCGUGACAGGAUGGGAUGCACAUAUUAAUCAAAACAGACAUCUGAUGCACACAUCUACCUGCUAAAAUCAUCUUGGAUGCAUCAUCCUAUAUGUAAUUGUGUAGAUCCAGCUGUAUGAACAAGGAUUAUGUACAUUGUAUUUGAAGUGUACAUAAUUGGCUGAUGAAAUUGUGCGAGGCCAGACAUUAAUUGUGUGAUAUGACAUCAUAAUGACAAUCAUAGGUAUAAAUGCUGGACAUACAUUUUUAAAUUAGAUGAUUUGCUGAACUUAAAACUUAACCAGAUGUGUGCCGUUUGUUAAAAAAAAAAAAGACAGAAAAGGAUGACAAAGACAACUAAUUAACUAAUGAACAUUUUAUGCAACUGUUAAGAGGGCAAUUAUAGUAGAAGCUUUCAGGGACUUGAAAUUAAUUCACAUACUUGUAUAACAAGAUUCAAGCAAGCACCUAAACGUUAAUGUCAAGAUGGACAUUUUAAAAUUUCAUUCAGGCCAGUUCAUUCGGAUAAUGUCAGAUGAAUCACAGGAGCAUUACGGCAAAUUUCUCAGACCUUUAACUCAUGAUUCAAUGUCAAAUAGCUUAUUAAAAUACAAUGCACAACAAUUGAAGUCUGAAACUCGGGUUCCUAAACAUUCAGUGUCAGGUAUGCAUUUCAAUUUCAGCGUGGGCUGACCAUGAUGGGGGAUAA
This is a messenger RNA of Sinocyclocheilus rhinocerous, 2860 nucleotides long. Its product is annotated as mediator of RNA polymerase II transcription subunit 30-like. Lineage: Eukaryota; Metazoa; Chordata; Actinopteri; Cypriniformes; Cyprinidae. The transcript is spliced from 5 exons. The record is from RefSeq and is a predicted model, not a curated record. Gene Ontology annotation, biological process: positive regulation of DNA-templated transcription. Gene Ontology annotation, molecular function: transcription coregulator activity. The coding region runs from base 153 to 668 and encodes 171 amino acids. Gene Ontology annotation, cellular component: mediator complex.